AUGGCUACUCCAAACACUGCACUAGAGAUGAUCUCUUUGGCGAAUCUCUCGCGAACUGAACAUCUCCUCCUGAAACAUUUCGUUGAGAAAGCUGUCGAUCCAGUCUUAGCAGCCCAAUAUCUCCUAUCGAGAGUCCAAUCUGAUGCUGUAGUAGAGGGUUCCCUACGCUCGUUCAAGCAAGACUGGAAAAGACUUGUCUCAAAAUUGAGGACUUUCGACAAAGUUCCAAAUAGUCUGGAUACUUUAGUCCGCCGUCGAGAUGGCCCGGGUUGCUGCAUGAUGAACAAUUCGGAGUUGAGAAACAAACGAUUUUCAGAACAGGGCCUUUCGAUUGGAGCUGUUGAGUCGGCGUAUGUGAUUCCUCCGUCGAUGCUUCGAGAUAUUGAAUCAGAUGAGGGCUCAUUGCGGGAAAUCUUGGAAGCAUUUCUAUCGCCGUCGGGUGUCAGGCAAUUGAAGUCCGCCAUAGAAACCCAUGAUGAUACGCAAAAUGCUCUGCGAAAUCUGUGGUGCCUAUCUCCUAGCAUCCACGACGCAUUUCGUGAAGGCCACAUCAAAGUAGAGGCACAAGCUGAGCAGGAGAAGGGACGAGAAAUUGGCCCCUCGAGUGAAAAUAAAUCGCGCGAGAAAUACAAAGACGAGUAUAUUCUGUCGUUGCUUCAUCCUGAUGCGCAGGCAACUCUGAGAUUUGCAGACGGAGAAGCGGUUCCAAGCAUAUUCUUCUUUAAGCUAUCUACAUCCGCUUCAGCACUGAGCCUACCAAGCAGCUUUCUGUUCGAAGUUCAUGGGCGAUUCGCAACUGCACUCCAUCUCUUUUCUAUCGAUGACAAAAUCGAACGGGGCUGGCCGAGGCCGAAAAAAGAUCCUGUCCCUGCUUUUAUCCGGCGAGCGUUCUAUCAUUUAUCGCGUUGGCUUCCGCUAUGGGUACGAAUGCAAUUUUAUGCCUACCUCUGGAAAGUUGGAAACAGACGCUGGGGACCUCUAAGUGUACCAUGGGUUCAACGGCUUCCCUUUGGGCUUAUCAUGAAGCAAUGUAUCCGAGCUCCCCAAAGUGAACCAAACGCCCUUCGGCUGGUUGAAAAGCAUACCACUAUCCCAGCCCCCCGACUCGUCGACGUGGGAGUAUAUGCUGGCAAGACUUAUAUGAUUAUGACAUGUCUUCCCGGACAGCAACUUGACGAAGUGUCUCACCUCAUGUCCUACGCAGAAUGCGACCGUCUCGCCGACGACCUAGCCGAUUGCGUCGCCCAGCUACGACGAAUCCCCAAUCAUACACCAUAUCGGUUCGCGAACACUGUUGGAGGUCCUUUAUGUGAUCACCGUCUCCCAAAUGAAGGACCGGCUGGUCCGUUUAACAAUGAAGCCGAUUUCAACAACUAUCUUACGAGUCACCUGGAAUGCACCCCUGACAAAGUUCUCGAAGGCCAAGACCUGACCAUGCGCCAGGAUCAUCAGUCCUACUUUACACACUCCGAUUUCUUCUCCAUGAACAUAUUGGUCGAGAAUGGCCGGCUCAGUGGUAUUGUGGAUUGGGAGUGUGCCGGGUAUAUGCCCGAGUACUGGGAAUGUAUCAAGGCGCGGAGGCACACUCAUCGCGACCCGGUUUGGGCAGCCAUCUGCAGACGUGUGUUCGGAGAGGCAUAUCAAAAGGAAUGGGAGAUCGAAAAGAUUCUCUGGCGGUAUACUCCGUUUGGUGUGUGA
Molecule: messenger RNA, 1698 nt
Organism: Penicillium macrosclerotiorum
Lineage: Eukaryota; Fungi; Ascomycota; Eurotiomycetes; Eurotiales; Aspergillaceae
Exons: 5
Coding region: 1-1698 (565 amino acids)
Source: RefSeq, a predicted model, not a curated record